AUAAAAAAAACACUAUUGAUUUUUCGUUUGACAAGUCGCUGGAAAACAUUCUUGGUAGAUCCUUUAUUUUUCUCGUUUAGAUGGAUUAAAAUAAACGCGUGAGUGAAGUGUUAUUGUGUAAAAUCUGCUGUUAUUGGUGUUAAAUUAAAUAAAAAGCAAGAAAAGCAUGAGUGAAUUGAGACAUCGGCGUGGGGAAGGCGAUGGCAAUGACAAACUGGAGAACGCAGGGGAAUCUGAUCACGUUGAUUCUGAGGAGGAAAAGAAUAUAGAAGAGAAGUAUGUGGAUGAAAUGGCCAAGUCUUUGCCGCAAGGAACGGAUAAAACGCCAGAAAUCCUUGACUCUGCGCUUUCUGGACUAUCUUCAAGAUGGAGGAACUGGGUGAUCCGAGGUAUCUUCACCUGGUUGAUGAUUGCUGCGUUUUGCCUUCUCAUCUAUGGCGGCCCGCUGGCACUAAUGAUUACGGUACUGUGCGUCCAAGUGAAAUGCUUCGAGGAGAUCAUCAACAUCGGUUACGCGGUGUACCGCGUCCACGGCCUGCCCUGGUUCCGAUCCCUCUCUUGGUACUUCUUACUAACCUCCAACUACUUCUUCUACGGAGAGAACCUGAUUGAUUACUUUGGAGUCGUCAUUAAUAGAACGGACUACCUCAAGUUCCUCGUGACGUACCACCGCUUCAUAUCGUUCAGUCUCUACUGCGUCGGCUUCGUGUGGUUCGUCCUGUCCCUCGUCAAGAAGUACUACAUGCGGCAGUUCAGCCUCUUCGCAUGGACCCACGUGGCGCUGUUGAUCGUCGUCACCCAGAGUUAUCUCAUCAUCCAGAAUAUAUUUGAAGGCCUCAUAUGGUUUAUAGUGCCGGUAUCGAUGAUCAUCUGUAAUGACGUCAUGGCCUACGUGUUCGGCUUCUUCUUUGGCAAGACCCCCCUCAUCAAGCUGAGCCCCAAGAAGACCUGGGAGGGAUUCAUCGGCGGCGGGAUAUCUACUGUCAUCUUUGGACUGGUGAUGUCGUACAUGAUGUCCCAGUACCCGUACCUGGUGUGCCCCAUCGAGUACUCGGAGUCGCUCGGCCGCAUGACCAUGGACUGCGAGCCCUCGCUGCUGUUCAGACUUCACGAGUACACGCCGCCUCAGUUCGUGCAGCCCGUCAUGAAAGUUUUCGGCCUGGAGAAGAUGAAUAUCUACCCGUUCAUGAUCCAUUCCCUGUGUCUGAGCACAUUCAGCUCUGUCAUCGGACCCUUCGGCGGAUUCUUUGCUUCUGGAUUCAAGCGUGCGUUUAAGAUCAAGGACUUUGGCGACGUGAUCCCCGGCCACGGCGGCAUCAUGGACCGCUUCGACUGCCAGUUCCUGAUGGCCACCUUCGUCAACGUCUACAUCACCAGCUUCAUCCGCACCGCUACGCCGCAGAAACUCCUGCAACAGGUGUACAACCUGAAGCCCGAACAACAGCUACAACUGUUCUACGCUCUCAAGGAGUCGCUGGAACACAGGAAUAUACUCAACUUGGUACCUUAAGCGCGCCAUAGUCCAAUACAGGUAUCGUAAUACGGUCACAGCUUGCAGUGGGGAAACUACACACUAUACAAUAAAAACGCUGCGUUUUAACAAAGAAAAACCAACAAAAAUAAAGGAAUCAACAAAAGAUGUAAAAAUAUAUCCAUGUAUGUAUGUAUAUGUAAAGUCUGAAUAUUUACUUGUGACGUUUUGACGACUUUGUUUUUAUUAGGAAAGUUAAUUUUUGAUGUAUUUACAGUACAAGAAUCAACGGGUUCGUUUUGUGUAGUUAUAUUUUUUAAUUAUCUUUUUAUUGUUGUAUUAAAUGUGGGUUUCGAAUGGUUAUACGUAAAAAUAAUAGAAAAUUAACAAAACACAGCGUUUUUUUGUGCAGUGUGCAAGUUAUCUAAGGUUGAACAUAUCCCGUGUACCUUAAACGAAAUACAUUUGUUCUAGUCUGUUAUUGCGUUUGUUUUUUACUUUAAUAUUAAUUUUUAAUAUAUGAAAUAUAAAACAUAUAUAAUUAAGCGCUUUUGUAGUGUAUACAAAUGUUUUUAUAUUAAAAUUCCUACUAAAUGUAUUGCCAGUGUUUAAUUAUACAUAUAUUCACAAUUUAUUGUUCUUAACAGAUUAUUCUGUUUUACAAGGCAUGAAUUACGGUUGUAUAGAAUAUUUUUAUGUUAUUUAAUGACAUAUUAUAUUCGUCAAUACUCAUGAAUUCAGAAAACUGUCUUAUGUAUUGCCAGCUACCAAAGAAUAAAAUAUCAAAGUAAAAAACAAACGCAAAUCAUUGAAAAAAAAAAUAUAGAAAUAAUUUAUUUAUCCUGCAUACUACAUAGCAUUAUUCUUCAGGAGAAAAUAAUAUUAUAAUUAUAUUUAAUUAAAAUACUUAUAGUUUAAUUAGUAGUAAUAUUAAAUAAUUAUAAAAAAAUAUCUAACACACCUGACAUUCAGUGUUAGACGUAUUAAAUGACAAAUAUAAUAAAAAUAUUUAAUUUUAUUUGUCAUUUAAAUAUUAAUAAACUUAUAUUUGAAUCUGAACAGGCUUCGACGUAAAUGGUACAUUGAAAUUUAAACCUUAAGUACUAGUGUAUAUGAUAUAAUUUGAGUAACGAAAUUUCAUGACUUUUAUAACUGUGUUGAGCUUGUUUGUCUUCAAAUAUAUAAGAGGUUUCUGCUUAUAUGAGAGCAAUCUACUAAAGGAAUAUAGGAAGAGGGUAUUUAACAUCAAAUUGUCUGAAAAAAGUAUAUCGAAAUUAUACGUAAACAAGAUCAUAUGUCAAUCAGUCAAGUUGUCCGAAAAUGGACUUUGUGCUCUUUCUGUAUGGGCGAAUUUUGCGGUUGCGAAUUACCUCUCCCAAAACCUUUAUUGGGUUGCCGACAUAUACUCAAUAACCCACUAUAAAUAGAUUGAUCGUGGUUCUUAUAACAUUAAACUAAUAAUAUCCUUACCACUCGAAUUAUUACUGUUUGGGUAACGAUUAAACUAAGUAUUUCUAUAUUAUUCCUCGAAUUUUUAUGUGUAGUGUAAUGUAAAUGCCUCAUACAUUUUGUAAUGAAUCUAUUAUUUUUGUUUAUUAUUUAUUGAUAGUUAAAUAAAUAUCUUCCUCAUGUGGACGCCGGUUUCGAUGUAGUCGGGUUUCUUUACGUUGGCCUAAGAGGCCCGUAUUGCGCUUAGUUAUCUAGCUCAUUUUAUAAAUGUAAUAUACACACCGCUGACCUCAAUAAAUAGUACAACAUAUACCGAGACCUUUUAGUUGUGAACUUUGAUAUGGUCUUCCAAAGCAUGCCAGGAAAGCAGUAUUUUAGAAAAACAACUGGUUAAUCAAUUAUAAAUCUUCCAUCUGUUAUCAAUCUGACUUCCAAUUCAUUCUACAUAGAAUUAAUUUAAAGUACCUCUAAAUUAACGCCAUUUAAUACUUCCAUGAACUGCUAUUUGUUAAGUACGGCGGUGUAUAUUAUUAUAGUUUAUUUUUGGAUUAGACAGGGAAUAUUGCAUUUGUAUUUAUGCUUUAGACUGAAUAACGAACGACUGUUUCAUGUGCUAAAGACUUUUUGAGAGUUUACUUUUGGUAUGAUAAACGGAUUGACAGAAUACCUAGGCCAGUCUUAUACGACCCAAAAUAAUUGGUUAAAAAAACCGAAUAUUGAUUUUUACUAAUAAAUUAAUAUGUCUUUUAGACCGUAGUGUUAAUUUCGCUUAAAUGUCUUUAGACAAUUCUUUGGAAAAUAAAAAUUAAAAAGUUUCUUAAAUAGAAAUGUUUAGUUAGAUGUUGGUUAGGUAUAUAGAUAACCUAAUAGAUUCCGCAUAUAAUACAAAUUACUCGCAUCAACUAUAAUAUGUAUUUGCACUGAUAUAAUAUGGCACCAAUCAGACAGACAAAACAGGUACAUGAUCUAAAGAGAGAUAGAGUCUAUCAAUUAUAUUACAAUACUGCACGGAUAGCCGAGUGGUUGAGGUCAUCACGCCAAACCCACUGUGCGCGACGUGUCGCGGGUUCGAUCCCCGCGUAGGACAAGCAUUUGUGUGAUCCACGAAUGCUUGUUCCGAGUCACGCGGUGCACGAGGACACCCAGUCCUCGUGCAUGUGAAUUGUAUGUUUGUGAAACACCCCGCGACACAAGGAUUAAAUUCAUUAGUGCGGGAGUCGUUUAAAAAAAAAUAACCGCUAUCCGUAUUUAUCGUGCCUUUCCCAAAACUUGGUGAUGUCAGUUAUCUUGAACAAGAACAAAUACCAAAUGCGGUAUCUAUUAGAGUUAUCUAUAAGCAAAAGGAAAGGGUAUAGAAAGAGACAUGUAGAGACUCAGCAAUAUUUCAUCAUACGGCUUUAAACUGCAAUGCAGCUUACAAUACACGCUUAACAAAACACAUUGGUUACAAAAUAAAUAUAUUCUAACUACAAUAUUGUUUAAAAAGUAUAUAUUAACAUAUAAAAACAAAUUAUCAGCGUUACAUGAAACGUGUUAAGUUUGGUGAUGUUUUUUUAUUGUGAUUUUUACGUUACGUUGGUAUUCUCAUGUUGAUUUGUUGCUUUAUGUGUUUAUUUGAUGCUCGUUCGCUAGCUUUUAGUGUUGUAUUAGCAUUUUUAGGUUAGUUUAACUAUAUUUUUUGAGAACGUUGACAUAGUUGUGUCGUUGGAACAUUGCGUCUACCGCCAUCUUUUAAAGUAAUAUUGGGGCUGUUUUGAUAGAGCAUUCUUUCUCGAAGUGUGUGUUAACGCCCCCUUGUGGGCUGUAAAGACAUCAAAGUAAGAGAACUAAAAAUGUUUAGUAAUGGAAGUGGUUCUUUUUUAACAAAAUUAUUUUGCAAAAUAUGGCAUUUGACAAAAUAAGUUUGGAACAUCCGUAGUAGAGAGACGUUAUUCUACACCGCUUAGGGCCCUAUCCCGCUUACCCAAUUGCAAUAAUAGUACUUUAAGAGUUGGUGGUAGACCCCCGGGUGUACUCAUACUUGCAAUGUUUCACACGAAGUAGUCUUGUCAAAAUUGUAUGUGAAUUGAUUAGUGUUAAAUUUUAAUAGGCAGAUAAGUUGUUUGCGAAAGUACGUGCGAUUUCUCAUUGAUUUAAUGCUACUUAGUCUUAAAAUACUUGUAUUGUGUUAUAACGGUGAUGGUCAAAUUUUAAGAGAUAAAUCUAGAAAUUUUUAGAAAGCAAUGCAAUUGGCAAUUCUUUGUCAUAGUUAUAAAUAAAUGUGUUUGUUACGAUCUCGCGAAAAGAUUGAUGUGACUUUAAAUUUCUAGAUUAAUAACUACCUAAUAUAACAGUAUACCAUACCGCUGCAUAGUUUUAUUAAAGAAGUGGGACAGAAACAAUAUUAAGUAUAUAAAACAAGUGAGUAGCUAAGUAACUUCGAUUUCAAACAAUUUUCCUAUACGUCAUAGUAAAAUCCCAGUGACCAGAAAUGUAUGAGAAAUGAAACUUAUGAAUACGAUUGCCAAUUUACACGUAUUACAGUUUUAAAUAUAGAACUGUUGGUGGUGUGCAAGCGAGAGGCCACUACUCAUGGUGUAAUGCGCUGUCUCUUUCCCUCACUGGCAACAGCUUUCUGUUUGAUUUGUUUCUGUACCCACGCAAGUAAACGAGUACCUACCUACCAAACAUUUGAGCAUAAUUAAGGACCAAUCCAUGAAUAUAUUAUGUUGUUAAUUAAAAUACUAAUGACGUUUAUUUGCCAUAGGACAAACUGCGCUGUUCGUUUUAUGAUAGUCUACGUUUAGCUCCUAGAAUUAUUUGCCGUUAAUAAUUACUUUCAGAGUAUUUUAUAUGUUUGUGUGUGUGUGUGUGAGUUUAAUGUACAGAAAAAUUAAAAUGUAAGGUAUGCAUAAAUAAAUAUGUAUUUUAUAUUUUCAGCUUAUUAUCACUCAUUAGCUCGUAACUGAAUUACAAACGAUGGUUUAAUAACUGCCAACGACUUGUACAUGAACAUUCAGUUUCCUAAUUCUUUAAGCAAAAUGAGUGUUUCCACAGUCAAGUACAAAAUUCUAAAAUCUGAAGUUAGACCUAUUUUUGAAUACUAUAUUUAUUUAUGCAUGACUUACGUUCGCUAUUGAUUCGCGUGCAAUUUUCUUCUAAUGAAAAAGCUGUGCAUUUCACUCUCACGCCUUGAGAAUACGUUACAAAAUUGUAAUAGUAUUAAAAGUAUUGAUGUUUAUCGAUAAGAUAGCUCUGUAUAAUGCAUUGUGCAAAAUGUUUAGCGUAUGUGAUAGUAUAUUAUGUGAGGAGCUAACGAUAUACCUAGAUCUGAAAUAAGGACCUGGAAUAGCAGUCAUAUUUAUCUUGAAAAAACCCAGUUUCGUUUUAGAUAUUUUUUUGGUGCAAUGAUAUGAAAUGACUUCGACUAAUAAUGGUGUAAAUGGAAAUUAACUGUUUUAUUAAUAGUUAAAUUAAUAGCCAAGUUUUAGUCGAUAACUUUUAAGAUUCAACAAUUUUGUUGACGGAAAAAAAAAUAUUUUUUUAUAUACAAAUUCUUGGCCCAUAUAUAUGCUACUUUUGAAUUAGUUCCAGCCAAAUAGAUUUCUCAUUCUACUGCGGCUUAACUAGAACGUUGUUAAUGAGUAGCAAAAUGCCCCAUAAAGUUGUACCAUCAAAAGCUUAGUGGUAUUUAAACCACUCUUUAUAGUGCAAUUAAAUAUAUAAGUAACACUUACAUCAUUGCACCUCAUACCAGUUACAAAAUGACAGUAAACGAUAUUUAAAUAAUAAAUACAUAUAUUGUUAGCUCUGCUACACCAAAUGUCUUACCAGCACUUCAUUAGAAUUGUUAAAUUCGUCACAAAAUAUAAGAUCUUGAAUCAAUGUUAUUGUAAAAUAUAUUUACGGUUAUUAAACACCCCUUAUUUGGUAUUAAAUUCAUUACAGAUUCUUGGUAUCAAAACCUUUAUUAUGAGAUUUUAAUGCAGGACUAUUGUCAUUGUCGAAGCGAGAUGUCGCUACUAGCUGUGUAGUGCUGUCUCACUCUUUCAAUAGCAUGGGAUUCACUUUGAAUAGCGCAGUUUAAAUACAUAUUAUUCAAAAUAUGUUUAAAGCUCUUGUUCUAUAUAUCUUACUGUUUAAAUCAUAUUGAAAUAGUGUUGAAAUUGACAAGUAAGGUGUGUUUAUAAUUCGUAAUGAUAUGCGUACCUAACGAUUAUUGAUAGUGUAUGUAUUGUAGACCUAGACGUGUUUUAUGAUAUAAAUUAUUUAUUGGAUAUGUGACGGUAAAAUAAAUGGAACCCUAAAGGUA
Molecule: messenger RNA, 7211 nt
Organism: Trichoplusia ni (cabbage looper)
Lineage: Eukaryota; Metazoa; Arthropoda; Insecta; Lepidoptera; Noctuidae
Gene: Cds
Product: phosphatidate cytidylyltransferase, photoreceptor-specific
Exons: 10
Coding region: 167-1510 (447 amino acids)
Cellular component (GO): endoplasmic reticulum membrane
Molecular function (GO): phosphatidate cytidylyltransferase activity
Source: RefSeq, a predicted model, not a curated record